Messenger RNA from Durusdinium trenchii, 3200 nucleotides. NCBI's taxonomy places the organism in Eukaryota, Dinophyceae, Suessiales, Symbiodiniaceae. The record is from the annotation of a GenBank genome assembly.
GACUCCGUUCUCUCAGGCGCCCCUCUCGCCGGUGAGUAUGUCGAUGCGGUGCCAUGUCGCCGGAGUAUGUCGACCCCUUCCUGAAGCAAGGAUUUGAUGGUACCAGGAUCCGUUGUGGCGGGUGUUUGGGCGGCUUGUUGAUCCUCGGAUCGGUCGCCUCGGCAGUUCCACUGCUCUUCGUGCCCAUUUGGCAGGAUGUCUCUUCCGAGGACCUUCUCCGGUGGAAACCGCUGCCGGGCCGACCGGCGCCUAAAGUGAGCGCCACCCUUUUCCACUUUGACUUUGAGAAGCCUGAAUGGACAGGCUCAACGGGAGAGCAGGUCCCCGGCUUCGAUUGGCUGGACUUUUGUCGAUACAAUGUGAACGACACGCUGCCGGUGGCGCAGAAACUCAUUGAGGGGACGAUCUUCAGCCCAGAACCAUUGGAGGCGGACCCGCAGGUGUGCCUUGGGGCUUCUGCUGCCUCAUGGCUCACGAUGGUCGGUGUUCUGUCCAUUGCCACGGCGGAUCUCUUCAUCCUGCUCAGCGGGCUGUGCAAGAGCAUUUUGCUCCUUUUGUUCGGUGGCUGGCUGGCCUUGCUGAGCGCCUUCGCCCUGCUCUUGGCGCUCGCGGGGCUCUUCCUGGUGGACGCCAAGCACCUGGGCACCGCGCCAGGGGUCAUUCUGCUGGGCACCUCUGUGGCGAUGGCCUUCGUGGGCACCACCAUGGCGCUCUACCAAGCGAUGCGCGCCACACCCGACCGACUCCCUAAACCCCGCCCGAAGUGGAAGGAAGAUGAUGAAGAACUCACAGAGGAAGAGGAGAAGAAGCGUGUUCAGCAGAUUCUAGUGGAAUGCUUGGACUACGACAUCCCGCGUCUGGAGAGAUAUCGAGUCUCAAUGAACAUUUUGGAAGAAUGCGCUGAAGAGGAAAUCUCCUAUGAGGAAUGGAUCAUUGAGGAGCGGCUGCGCAUGAAGACGGGCAAGUCCAGACGCGCCAUACUCACAGAGGAGGAGCUGCAAAAAGCCACCGUGGAGUUGCGCAUCCGCCGACGCCCCCACCCCGUUCUCGCCCAGUGCCUGGAAGUGAUGUUGGAAGAGGCGAAGAAGGGACGUGGUGCUGGGAUGGUUCCUGUGCCCUUGUUGGAGGAAGCGUUUCAGGGCAUCGACGUGACCUUGCGAAAUCACAUCACCACGCGAGAGCUCCUGGCAGCCCUGCGCGUUUGUGGGAUCUUCGUGGAAAGCCCAGCUGCAGAGCUCUUGUUGCACUGGCUCCACAAGCAGGAGCAGCAGGCACCGGGUCUAGGCGGUGGCGAUCCACAGAAUCUGGGCAUCAUUGAUUUGCCCAAGUUCAUCAAUCUCUUCAACCAGGUCACUGAUAUGUUGGCCAAGGAGUUUAUGUUCAAGAAGGCCUCCAGAGGGUAUCAGCUCACUUGCCGCCUAGCUUUUCUCAUGAACCUCUCCUUUCUUUGCGUGGUGUUGUUCUCCGUCACGCGGCCAGAUGCAGAUGAGUCCUGGCAGAGCUUGUUGAACGUGUUCGGCACACUCUUCGCUCUGCAGUUCUCCGCCGUCAUUGCAGUGCCGAUGCUGUGCAGUGUGCUCGGCCGCAAGGCGCGCGUGUGGCGGCAGCACUUUUGUUUGCAGCUCAUGGCCUGUUUAGCGCCCAUCUUCUGGCUUGGCGGCAAGCUUGGCGCUUGCCUUUGUCGAGUAUUGUUAUUCUUGAAGGGCUGCUGUGGGCUGUGUGAGCUCUGCUGCGGAAAGCUGCCGGACGAAGAGGCGCCCGAAGAAGCGCCCGACGCGCCGAUGCAGCAAACGAUGAGCGAGGGUGGUCGGCGAGCUUCUACCGACAAGAGUGGUCGCAGAGGCUCUACCGGGCGAAGAGGCUCUUCCGAGACUGGCAGUCGAAGAGGCUCUUUUGGCACUGGCCGAAGGGGCUCCACCGAGACUGGCAGUCGAAGAGGCUCCACCGGCACUGGCCGAAGGGGCUCUACCGGCACUGGCAGAAGAGGCUCCACUGAGACUGGCCGGAGAGGCUCCAGGGAUUCUGGCCAAAGAGGCUCCAAAGACUCUGGCCCAAAAGAUUCCAAGGAAUCGGGGCACAGAGCAUCUCCAGAUGGGCGACGAAGCUCCACCCAAAGCAGCCACAGAGGCUCUGACCUUGGCAGUGGUGGCAGUGGUGGGUACACCCUGGGGGAAGAUGACGAUUUGAUGGGCUUUCCAUCGGAGGAGUCGGAUUCGACGUUCCUCUUCUCCGAGGGCGGCGACUCGGUGUCCUCGGACGUCAUGCACGAGGUGCAGAAGUUCAGAAUGGAGCGGAAGCAGGUGCGAUCCCCGACGACACCCUUGCGCUCCGCAGGUUUGGCCUUCAAGAGCGAGGACGAGGUCUUCUCCUACCCCGUGGGGCGCCGCAAGAAGCCGCGCCGGGCUUCUUCCGACAGCCGGGCGGGUUCAGCCGCCGAGGUGGAAGAAGCCUGGACGGAAGAGGUGCCCAAGAAGAAGCGGAGGAGGAGAAGCCAGAAAGGAGGGCGCCGAGCCUCUGGAGGAGGCGGGUUCUUUCGAUCCUUGCUGGGCUCAAAGGAGGAAUUGACGGUGGUGAAAGAAAUGUCGCUGAACUCCCAACAGUCCACGGGUUCCACACGCUCGCGCCGUGGCAACUCUCCCGGGUCUCCCGGCCGGCGAAGUAGCUUGGGAUCCUUGGGAACUCAUAGCUCCAGCAGUUCGCACCGGCGAAAGGACAGUAAAGGAAGCAAAGGCAGUAAAGGGAGCCGCACAAACAGCAAAAGCAGCAGGCUGGCACAACUCGGCUCAGCUUCCCGGAGCUUCUUCCAACGACUGCUCAGCCGGCGGCGGAGCAGUGUCGAGGAGCCCAUGGGGUACGACCCGAAGACCUACGAUGCCGCGGCCUGGCGCGCGGCACAGGGGCGGAACACCUCCAGCUUCAGCCCCAUGCAAGUGCGGAACUUGCGCGCCCCCGACCUCUUGGCACCACCCAUGCUGCACGAGAUCUCCGAUCUCGGGUCCACCACGGAAGGCUGGGGCUGGAGCAAGGUCUCCUGGGGUCAAGCGACGGACUCGCAGUCGCGGAUGGUCACCAAGGACGCCAAAGACCUUCGUUCAGAGGAUGUGCCCUGAGCCCUGACGGGCAGCACCGGCCGUUCUGAGGGCGAACUGCAGCACUGGGUGACCCAUGGUGACCCAGUGAGGGUACACAUUGCAGAUGAU